GUCAUUUGUACAUCUGUGAGUUUUCAAAUGUCUUUCUUUCUAAUUCAGCACGUGUAGACGCUGACGACUUGCUUAUCGUCCCAUAAAAGUAAUUUAGGUUGCCAAAAUGCCGUCUGACGCGAAGAAGAGGGCUCAACAGAAGAAGAAGGAGCAGGCGAGUAGCAGGAACAAGAAGCCUGUGGCCCGAGUGACCAAUGAAGAGAACGGUUCGGCGAGCAACGGCGACGCGAAGGAGCCCCGCGAGCUCACCGCAGAAGAGGCACUAUGCCUGAAGCUCGAGGAAGAAGCAAAGAUGAACUCGGAGGCGCGGUCGUGCACCGGUUCCCUGGCCGUGCACCCGCGCUCGCGAGACAUCAAGAUCGCGAACUUCUCCAUCACAUUCUACGGCAGCGAACUGCUGCAGGACACACUGCUCGAGCUCAACUGCGGCCGAAGAUAUGGAUUGGUCGGACUUAAUGGAUGUGGCAAGUCGUCACUGCUCGCCGUGCUGGGCCGUCGCGAGGUGACCAUCCCGGCGCACAUCGACAUCUUCCACCUGACGCGCGAGAUGCCGGCCUCCGACAAGACCGCCCUGGAGUGUGUCAUGGAGGUUGACGAGGAGCGCAUACAGCUCGAGAAACUCGCUGAGGAACUCGCACAGUGCGAGGACGAUGACGCGCAAGAACAGCUGAUGGACGUGUACGACCGGCUGGAGGACCUGAGCGCGGACACAGCGGAGGCGCGUGCCGCCAACAUCCUCCACGGGCUGGGCUUCACCAGGGACAUGCAGCAGAAGGCCACCAAGGACUUCUCCGGAGGUUGGCGUAUGCGUAUCGCGUUGGCGCGCGCGCUGUACGUGAAACCCCACCUCUUGCUGCUCGACGAGCCCACCAACCACUUGGAUUUAGACGCCUGUGUCUGGCUCGAAGAGGAACUUAAACACUACAAACGCAUCCUGGUCCUGAUCUCGCACUCGCAGGACUUCCUGAACGGCGUGUGCACGAACAUCAUCCACAUGAGCAAGCGCCGCCUCAAGUACUACACGGGUAACUACGAGGCGUUCGUCAGGACGCGCAUGGAGCUGCUCGAGAACCAGAUGAAGCAGUACAACUGGGAGCAGGACCAGAUCGCGCACAUGAAGAACUACAUAGCUCGCUUCGGUCACGGUUCCGCGAAGCUGGCUCGUCAGGCGCAGUCCAAGGAGAAGACCCUCGCCAAGAUGGUGGCGCAGGGGCUCACGGAGAAGGUCAUCGACGACAAGAUCCUCAACUUCUACUUCCCCUCGUGCGGGAAGGUGCCGCCGCCUGUCAUCAUGGUCCAGAACGUAUCGUUCAGAUACAACGACUCUGGCCCGUGGAUCUACAAGAACCUGGAGUUCGGUAUCGACCUGGACACACGGCUCGCGCUCGUCGGGCCCAACGGAGCCGGCAAGUCUACGCUGCUCAAACUGCUGUACGGUGACUUGGUACCAUCGACGGGCAUGAUCCGUAAGAACUCGCACUUGCGUAUUGGGCGCUAUCACCAGCACCUGCAUGAGCUGCUGGACCUGGACCUCUCGCCGCUCGACUACAUGAUGAAGGAGUUCCCCGAGGUCCGUGAGCGCGAGGAGAUGAGGAAGAUCAUCGGACGGUACGGACUUACUGGACGACAGCAGGUGUGCCCUAUGCGUCAGCUGUCUGACGGGCAGCGUUGCCGCGUGGUGUUCGCGUGGCUGGCGUGGCAGACCCCGCACCUGCUGCUGCUGGACGAACCUACCAAUCACUUGGACAUGGAGACCAUCGACGCGUUGGGCGACGCCAUCAACGAGUUCGACGGCGGCAUGGUGCUGGUUAGCCACGACUUCAGGCUCAUCAACCAGGUCGCUGAAGAAAUCUGGAUAUGCGAGAACGGCACCGUCACAAAGUGGCAAGGCGGCAUCCUGAAGUAUAAGGACCACCUCAAGUCCAAGAUCCUGAAGGAGAACGCCGAGAACGCGACCAACACGCGCAAAUAGUGCCACGCCUAGCUGCUGCCCCUCGCGCGACGCCCGCCCCGCGCGCCCACGCGCCCAGCGCGCCCCCGCGCACCGCGCGCCCCCCGCGCCCCCGCCAGCGGCCCGUGAUGGACACCUACCCAGUGUUUCUGCUCUCUUGCGACCUUUCAGUACUCGUGCUCUCACGAUAACGAAGCAAUAAUAAUAUUCCUCGUACAAUAACCCACAAACGUAGCCACUUAAAAUUAAACUUAACACGUUUACUUAAUAUAGUCUACUUAAAGCACCAAGUUAUUAUAUGUCCGUUAUAUAAGACAGUUAAUGUUGAUUACUUAAAUUGUACAUACACAAUUUACUGCCUGUUAGAUUUUAAAAUUAAAUUCACAGUAAGGUCAUAGUUGUAAGACACUCAUGUUCCAAUAUCGAAAAAUUGGUGCCACUUAUAAAGCGUUAAUAAUAUUAUUGGAUAAGUCGGGGCGACGUGUCGCGUGACGUAGCCCGCCGCGUGCGUGUGUGCGUGCGGCGGAGCGUCGCCUACACCAGUGUGUGCGAGUAUGAUAUAGGAUUGUGAUUCCUUAAGCUGCCUGUUAAAGCUUAGUUAUAGUGGUAUUAUAAAUAUUUUUGUGAUAUAUUUUCCGGGUGAUCGUUGCGUAGUGAUAGUCGAUUUAUGUUGUAAUCGUACUUGCAGACAGCUUGAGAUACUUUAUAUUUUUACACCAACACGUUGCCCGGUAAAUAGUCAUAGCGUAACUUUACCUUUACAUUUGCUCGCUUACCAGCUUCAACACGUUUAUGAUUCAUUUAAAGUGUCCCAACAUUUUAAUUUAAUUUAAUAUUUAAAGUAACGAUGAUGCAUGUAGGAUUCAUAGUAAACACCCUGCACUGUUUUCUUUCAACUUUAUCAGUAUUUGAGCCGCGGUUGCCUCAUGCGUUUGUUUUAAACUCAUAAGGCCAUCAUUUUUAAAUGUAAUAGGAACAGUUUAUGUACACUUACGGUUAAUGCACGCGUAAUAUUUAAAGGAGCACAGUCAUCAAAAUAUUAGGAAAUUAUAGUGUCGAAAGAUGGCUAGAGUUCUUCAAAUGAUAUGCAUGCAGCUGGUUAUAGCGAGGUGUGGCGAGCGGUCAAACGUAAAGGUUAAUAAGUAUGUUAACUGCGCGGCGGUGGUUACUAGAUGUAAUAGUGAAUGUUUCGGCUUACAUAGGUAGCAACACGGAUGCCUUCUAAAUAGUUUUCGAUUCGUUAUUUAUCUAAUAUAAUUAUAUUAUUAUAUAGGCCUCGUCCGGCGUAGUCUCAGUGAUCGGACUCUGGAUAAGGCGCGACGGUGAUAUGCAAGGGUUGUGAUGUUCGCACGACAUCCUCGCCCUCACAAAUAAUCUGCUACAAACAAGUAUACAUUACUAUCAUUUACUUAAUGUUCAUUUUUACUGAGUGCGCUUUCCUUUGUAUUGUAUUAUUUAAUGAAAUCCAAAUCCCUAUUCAUGUUGAGUUCGCCUGUAAGCUGUUUCUCAAUGCUGGUGUCGAACCAGACCAACUAGAUAUUGAUACAUAUUCCACGUAUUGGAAACAUUCGGCCGGACUAUUGUAUUUCCAUACUUGUGUUUAUUCCAAACCUAUUAAUUAUUAAUACUAUUAGUAUUAAUUUGUACGCGAUGGGUUUUGUUUGUAUAAAUCCCUUUAUGUAACAUGCUUGAUCUGAGGCAGAUUUAUAUAAAUCAAUAAAAUUAAACAACUGGA
This is a messenger RNA of Trichoplusia ni (cabbage looper), 3686 nucleotides long. RefSeq names its product ATP-binding cassette sub-family F member 2. NCBI's taxonomy places the organism in Eukaryota, Metazoa, Arthropoda, Insecta, Lepidoptera, Noctuidae. Gene Ontology annotation, molecular function: ATP binding; ATP hydrolysis activity. The coding region runs from base 107 to 1972 and encodes 621 amino acids. The record is from RefSeq and is a predicted model, not a curated record. The transcript has 12 exons.